Diabrotica balteata is the source of this 785-nucleotide messenger RNA. The record is from the annotation of a GenBank genome assembly. NCBI's taxonomy places the organism in Eukaryota, Metazoa, Arthropoda, Insecta, Coleoptera, Chrysomelidae.
UUUGACAUUACAUAAUAUGACAGAAAAAAUUACCUAACCUCUAAUAUGUGCUAAAUGGAAAAGUGUAAAUAAAAUGGCAUUACAAAAGGAAAAAUACAGUAAAAUUCCUGAAGAUGCAGUUAUUUUAACAGAGGACCAAGCUUUAAUUUAUCAAACCAAAUUAAUGGCCAAUUGGCCAAAUACGAAGGAUGUGUUUGGGUUUAAAUAUGGAUCAAUGGCGAUAGCUACUGCUAGCAUGGUAACAGGAAUUUAUUUUAACCAACAUUUUAGAGGAAUGUUCAGGUUGCUCAACUAUGGUCAAAUGUCAUCCUAUCUACCAAUAACUGCCAUACCAACUGCAAUAUCUUUAUUUUCUCACCAACAGUUUGUUCUAGGUCCUCUUUUACUGGACCGAAAAGGCUGUCCAAUAUGCUUACAAACAAGAGCCUCAGCGAUACAGGCAUUGUGUGGAUGCUUACUGCCCCUAGUUUUGUCACCAAUUACCUCAUUAGCGCUAGUCCAUCGAUACCACACAUACGACAUGCCUUAUAUAACGAAAGAACCACGAAAAGCGUUCCAGGUUAUAGCAAAAGUGUUCAAACCGAUCAAGAAUGUGACGUUUUACUUGUUUUUGGGGCACGCGUUCCUCGCCAGUCUGGUAACCUACUUCGAGGCUGAUUCGAUCAACACAGUUGACAUGAAAUUAGCGCUAGCAGAAACUGAAGAGGAGUUUCGUAAUUGAAGUACAAUGAAAUGCAUUAAUGUGAUAAUUGUUUUUGUAAAUAUAUUUAGUGUUUUUUAAAAAG